Gymnodraco acuticeps is the source of this 1352-nucleotide messenger RNA. RefSeq names its product heat shock factor-binding protein 1-like. The transcript has 3 exons. Bases 180 to 404 code for a protein of 74 amino acids. Gene Ontology annotation, biological process: cellular heat acclimation. NCBI's taxonomy places the organism in Eukaryota, Metazoa, Chordata, Actinopteri, Perciformes, Bathydraconidae. Gene Ontology annotation, cellular component: nucleus; cytosol. The record is from RefSeq and is a predicted model, not a curated record. Gene Ontology annotation, molecular function: transcription corepressor activity.
UCAGUCUUUCGACUCAAGCUAUGGGAGUCAUUGCUAACGUUGUCGAGGGGAAACCUCUUAUUAUACAUCCAUGGGGGAAACAGAAAGGAGAUUUUUACAGCAAGAGAACAUUCAUACUCAGGUUGUAGGGGCCAAGAUUAGGUUUCAGCCGAUAUACUAACACUGUUGUUUAAGAAACGAUGUCGAAAACAGAGAGCAAUUCAGCUAAAGAGUUGACAGAAGCGAUGGAGGAAACAAUGCAAAGACUUCAGGGACGAUUCAAGGGAAUUUCUGAGCAGCUGGAGUCCAAACUAGAUGAGAUGGGAACGCGCAUCGACGACCUUGAGAGCGACGUGUCUGAGCUCAUGACGCAGGCUGGCAUGGAGGAGCAGGCCACUUCCUGUCAUGUGACCUCCAAAAACUGAGGGGCUUCCUGUUACCUUUUCCCACAGAUAUGUCACUUUAGUGGGGACACAUCACUUUACCUCUUAUCACUUUCAAAUGUAGCCAAAUGUAUGCUUUGCUGCUCACAAAUGUGUGUGUUUCACUCAGAACUAACACUAAUCACAGGCACAAUAUUUGUAAGUGUUAUGACAAGAAAACAAAACGAUUUUCUUUGUUUCAGUGCAGCAGGCCAAAAGGCUUUCAGGCACUUUGUAGACAUUUAUUUUCACUUGUAUGGUCAAUGUUUUCUAACCAAAACCUGCUGUGUUCCCUCAAGGCUUAUCAAUCACAUCAGAUGCAUUCGCUACCUCAGGCAAAGCUUUUAUUCAAAUAUUCAUCAAACUUGAACUUGUUCACUUGGUGUUUCUCGAUGUCGAGGAAGGCUCCUCCAGAGCCACUAUUUCAAGGAUGCUACGUCAUCGAGUCCUGCUGAAGGACUGUUCCAAUGUCCAGGAUCCUAGGAAUAGUGGCUCUGGAGCAGCUUACUCGACAUUGAGAAACACCCAUUAUCUCCAUGAAUAAGGUUGAAAUGCAUCUUAAAGUGAGCUAUCCAGUGGCCUUAAAACGGUGUGAAAGUGGUGACUUUUACCCAUAGAGUAAUGUGAUUUUUUGCAAUAUAUAUAUCAUUAUUUCAAUGCCUUUUAACUUAUCUUGAUUUCUGGGAGAAUACACUGUUUAUCACAUCUAUGCAAUUUAUUUCUAAGCAUUCAAAUAUAUCGUGUAAAGCACAAGUGUUUGAAUUAUCGUGUCUUCCUCUGUGUAACCGCCACUGUUUAAAGCACAUGGGGGCACUCCGUGUAUUCAUAUCAUCUAUGAAACCAAUGUUUGUGCUGUAAAUCACAACAAUGGAAAACCUUCUGGAAAGAACGACAUGUAUAUCAAGAACAUGUUAAACUCUUUAAAUAAAGACUUACUAUCAAUCUUGAGAA